AUGAGGUCGCAAAUAUCGAGCGCUUUUUUAAGAUACGGGCGUCUGCCCAUACGGGAGGAUGAUUGCUCGUACGUUUGGCAAGUUUCCGCCGCGGACCGUUGUGAGUGGGUGAGUAAUACCGAAGACUGCUUCACAGACUCCGUGAUUCAGUACACAGUGCUGCUGUUUUGCUAUUUUAAAUCCGAGUACACGCUACUGUUCGUCUGCGGCUUGGUCCUCAUACUUCUGUGGCUAUUCUACUUAUUCCUGAUUUUGGGAACCACGGCGGACAAUUUUUUUUGCCCAUCACUGGCGGUAAUAGCCAAUAUAAUGCAUCUAUCGGACAGCAUAGCGGGAGUGACGAUAUUGGCAUUCGGAAACGGUGCGCCUGACAUCUUCACGUCCCUCGUGUCGAGGGGCAACGGAGCGAUAAUAAUGUUCACUGAAUUAAUCGGCGCGGGCGUCUUCGUGACCUCGGUGAUCGCAGGUUCUGUGGCGAUAAUUAAGCCUUUUAAAGUUUCGUAUAAAUCUCUCAUGAGGGACGCUUGUUUUUAUAUUACCGCCGUGUGCUGGAUAAGCUUCGUGGUGCAAGACGAUACGGUUCACCUCUGGGAAGCCGUAAGCUUUAUUCUGGUCUACGCGCUGUUCAUCGUGGUGGUCGUGAUAAUGCAGAUGUACGACGCGAGGGAAGAGAGUCUGAAAACCAGGAUCCCAAGUGUACCCGAUCCAGACGUUCUGCAUACUUACUUGGCGAACAGGGACACAGACGCUAUACCCAAGAUUCCCACUAGAAGCCGACCUUUUGGCUUACAUGCCAAGCUAGAUGUUGCCAUCGCGGCGGAAAGAAAAAGAGCAAUAAUACGGGGCGAAUCUGUUCAGUUGAGCCCCGAAAUUAACGAUUAUGUUCCCGAUAGGCCACGGGGUCUCUACAGGGAAUUUUUGUACGAUGUCAAUCCGAUUAGCAGGGAAGAUUGGGAGAAGUCGAGUGGAUUGGUUAAGACUGUCUUAAUUAUACGUUCGCCCGCCAUGUUUCUACUUCAGCUGUUUAUACCGGUGGUGAACCCUACCGCCGUAAAGAAGGGUUGGUCAAAGCUACUGAACUGCUUUCAGUUGUGCGUGACGCCUACGAUAGCGUUGUUUCUACUAAAUGUUUGGCAUACGACUUUUGGCAGCGUAUCAAUAGUGCCGAUAUUCCUCGGUGUCGGCACAGUGAUUGCUAUAAUUGUAUUUACAACAACCCACGUUGAUCGCGUGCCGAAGUUUCAUAAUGUAUUCGCAUUCUUGGGAUUUUUAGCUGCCAUGCUGACGGUUUAUUUGGUGGCUGGAGAGGUCAUGGCGGUACUCCAAUGCAUAGGAUACGCAUGCAGUAUAUCCGACGCAAUGCUGGGCAUCACUUUUCUUGCGUUGGGAAACAGUAUAGGGGAUCUCAUAUCGAAUAUCACCAUCGCCAGACAGGGAUUUCCGCGCAUGGGAUAUGCAGCUUGCUUUGGCGGACCGAUGUUUAAUACUCUACUGGGACUAGGGCUGACUUAUGGUAUCGCCGCCGCUACCGAUCCUGAACAACAAACGAAGAUCAGGAUCAGCGAUAUGGCACCCGGCUGCAUAGCUUUUCUCCUUUGCUCCUUGAUAGCUACCGUAAUUUACUUCAACAUUACAGGAGCUGUGGCGCGUCGCAGCUACGGUUAUCUUUUAUAUUCAUUCUAUUUGGCCUUUCUCCUCGUACAAUUCCUAAGCGAAUUUCACGUCAUACAUCCUCUCGGUACUGAUCACCGACCCGACAUUGACUAA
This is a messenger RNA of Odontomachus brunneus, 1767 nucleotides long. RefSeq names its product mitochondrial sodium/calcium exchanger protein-like. Gene Ontology annotation, molecular function: calcium:sodium antiporter activity. The record is from RefSeq and is a predicted model, not a curated record. Bases 1 to 1767 code for a protein of 588 amino acids. Gene Ontology annotation, biological process: monoatomic cation transport; intracellular calcium ion homeostasis; transmembrane transport. NCBI's taxonomy places the organism in Eukaryota, Metazoa, Arthropoda, Insecta, Hymenoptera, Formicidae. The transcript has 9 exons. Gene Ontology annotation, cellular component: membrane.